This is a messenger RNA of Diaporthe citri, 747 nucleotides long. RefSeq lists its product as uncharacterized. The coding region runs from base 1 to 747 and encodes 248 amino acids. The record is from RefSeq and is a predicted model, not a curated record. NCBI's taxonomy places the organism in Eukaryota, Fungi, Ascomycota, Sordariomycetes, Diaporthales, Diaporthaceae. The transcript is spliced from 3 exons.
AUGGCGGCCAUUGACUUCGACACUUCGCGUAUGAACGCGUUCAGCGCGGAGGAUUUCGAGACGGCCUCUAUUCGCUCAGCUGCUCCCUCUUACAUCUCCGAAGCGCCAUCCUACCACACCACCGUCUCAACCACCGAGACCAUCCCGCCCUACUCGCCGCCGCAGAGCGGCAACAUCAAUACUAACACCAACGGCACGCCGGCGUCCCGCUCACUGCUGCCGUCCCACACCGCACACAUCCCCUCGCCGGGCCUCCCGCCAAUCCCGCCCGCCCGGAGCUCCUCCGCGGACCUCCCGUCCCUCGGUGCGUUCCGCAUCCCGUCUUGGAGCGUCAACACGAACCCGAUGUACCAGCGCGUGGCGACGCGGCGGGCGCAGGCCGCCAUGUCCAGCGGCGAGGGCCUGGUGCGCAACGCGGCGAGGGUGCUGGAGCGGGUGAACGAGGAGGGGGGCAGCGGCAGCGGCAGCGGCAGCGUCACGCCCGCCGACAGCAGCAGCAGCCGGGUGCGGCCGCUCGAGGACCCGUACCUGGUCGGCGAGGUGGCGGCGGCGAGGGCGAGGCGGGAGAGGCUCGCGAGGGAGAACACGGAGGACAUCCUGCAUAGGGAAGACCGCAGGUGGGACUGGUUCCUGGGCCAGGUGAACGAGCGGGAGGAACGAUCGACCAGCUGGAGACCGUUCCGCCGGAACAACAUGCAUAGCGGAUCGCGGGGGAAACUGGCCCGCCGUGUCGGUACUGGUCGCUAG